Portunus trituberculatus (swimming crab) is the source of this 5709-nucleotide messenger RNA. Its product is annotated as zinc finger and SCAN domain-containing protein 22-like. Gene Ontology annotation, molecular function: DNA-binding transcription factor activity, RNA polymerase II-specific; RNA polymerase II cis-regulatory region sequence-specific DNA binding. Gene Ontology annotation, biological process: regulation of transcription by RNA polymerase II. The transcript is spliced from 2 exons. The coding region runs from base 1010 to 2635 and encodes 541 amino acids. NCBI's taxonomy places the organism in Eukaryota, Metazoa, Arthropoda, Malacostraca, Decapoda, Portunidae. The record is from RefSeq and is a predicted model, not a curated record.
CAUGGACAUCCUAAAGGUGCUAUAUUUGUAUUUAUAACGUGGCUCAAGGAGAUUUAAGGUGUAUACAUCUUGACAACAUAGUAUGACCCUAAAGACAUAAUGAAGUCUGUUAAAUCUAAUUCUCAUAGUAGUCUGCUUAUUCUUGUGUCACCUGUAACUUUAGUAGUGUUGUAUGUUCUGCAACACAUUUAUCAGUGUGCUAUAAACAAUUUUUGCCUUCAUCUAGCCAAAGCAUUGGACCAUGAAGUGUAAUGUCAUAUGAUGUUUAUUGAGUUUGCUGAAUAUUUUGUUUGAACUAAGGGUUGUUGAAUGUCAUGCUAAAUGCAGCUAACUAUACCCGUAAUAGCAGUUAUUUUGCAUAAAUUUAAGGUGACAUGCACGUGUUCCAUCAAAAUCAUCCAAGCGGUCAUGAUUUCCCUCCAUAAGUCAUUACCCUUUUGCAAAGCUGCAUAGCAGAGCUCCUAAAAUGUUUCAUAUAACAGCAACUAACAUAAUUAAACAUACAGUUUAAGCAUGUUUAUUUGAGAGCAAUUUGGCAAAACUAAAAUUUUGAAAGACCCACUUUGGAACUGAAGUACAUAACAGCAAGAUAAAUUUCCCUAUGAUGUAAGUGAUUUGGACAAACCAGAAAUGGUUUACUGUUUGCUAUUGACAAUUUUCAUGAAAUUUUAUUAGUAUAGCAUCCUCCCCAUGUGACCUGAUUGAUCAAGAGUUCUUUUAGACUGAUGAUAGAGUGUUGUGAUGAGAGAUUUCUGAUGCAGUAUUUGAGAUAUGAGUGUGUUAAAAAGCUUUGUUGUAAUGUGUUUACUGCUGCUGUUGGGUGUGGGUGUGUAUGGCUUAGAGGCACCUUGAUGCUGACUGUGCAGUAGUGUGAAGACCACAGCUCGCAUCCACCUCAGUGCAAGAAUUGUGAUUAUGGUUCAACUUGCCACCACACUUCAUAGGAGCCAUGUUGAUGUAGACAGCAGUGGCUGCCUUUAAGGAAGACUGCUAUCAACCCCUGGGGCAGAUGGAGAAUUUGGAGCACAUUGUCACAUCAGGGGCUACAGGGGUGACUCAUGUGGCUGCUGUUGGUACUGUGCAGGGUGUAGCUGGAGUGACGGGUGUCCAGACAUUGAACAAUGUCAGUGGUGUAAACACCGUUGGGUCUGUGGCAGGUGUUACUGGUGUUACUGGUUUGGCCUGGUAUAAUUACAGUCCUGAUGGUGUUGGUCAACUCAUCACCAGUGGACCAGCUGUCCAGGUAGAGCUGGGCAGCCCAGAUAUUGCACGCCAGUUUAAUCAGCAAGUUCAGGCUCAGUAUGGCAACUUACAGGUCCAAGUGCAGGCAGUCACUAAUCCAACACCAGUCACUAAGCCUCCACCUGCAUCCACACCUGACCCACUGAUGAUUGUGAAGCAGCCCAAGUCUCGGGUGCGUCAGAGUGGUGGAGAACGUGUGCCCUGUCCUGAAUGUGGCAAGACUGUGUCCUGCAAUGCCACCUUGCGGGAUCACCUCCGUACCCACACUGGCGAGAGGCCUUUCGUGUGUGGUGAGUGUGGCUUGGCAUUUGCACAGCGCUCCAACCUCCGGAUGCACAAGCGACUUCACACUGGUGAACGGCCAUACAUGUGUGGUAUAUGUGGGAAAACAUUUGCUAGAUCUUCACACUUACCUGCACAUAUGAGAACACAUACUGGCGAGAAGCCAUAUGUCUGUCAGGAGUGCAAUCAUGCCUUCAUUACUGCACAGCAGCUUAAAAAUCACUUCAGAGUGCACACUGGAGAAAAGCCAUGGAAGUGUGAUCUUUGUGCUGCUGCAUUUACACACUCAUCAUCACUCUCAACGCACAAGAAAAAGCACACAGGGCAGAAGCCUUUCCAAUGUGAGAAGUGUAGCAAGGCAUUCUUCUUUAGUUCAGCUCUGGACAAACACAUGAAAGUGCAUUCCAAGUCACGGCCAUUCAAGUGUGAUUCUUGUGACAAGGCAUUCAAAUACAAAGAAAGCUUGACUGUACACAAGGAAAAGUACUGUGGCAAAGAAGUUUCCAAGAAGCCGAGAGCACCACGGCGCCCGGAUGCCAAGAAGCCAGGCCCCAAACCAGGUAGUGGCAGAAAGUAUGUUCAGAAGAGGAAAGGACGACCCAGGGGACGACCUCGCAAGAGAGGCCGUGGUAAGAGGGGGAGGCCAAGGAAGUAUUUCAAGCAGGAAGAUUUUGAUGAAGAGGAGGAAGACAUUGACGGAGAGUUGGAACCAGAAGAAGUUCCUUUAGAUGAAAUCAGUGAAGAUCAGUCUGAAGAGAUAAUUCCAGAAGCCAUAAUUGACCCACUCAAAAUAGAGAAAAUAGUGGAGGAGACAGAGCUUCAACAUGAUUCUUUGGAGCAGCAUGCUGAUGAACUCCAACACCACCAGCUGCAGCAUGAACACCUGCAGCAUGCCACUCAUGAGAUCCACAUUGAAGACGCAACUGCGCUGACUAUUGUUUCUCCUGAAGAGGCAGAACAACAAGCAGCAGCAGCUGGGGGGGUUCAGCUGGUGACUCUUCAUCCUGAAGUCCCUAUUCAAAUAGUAUCCCAUGAUCCCCAGACACAAGUGACCCACCAGCUGAUAACUCGAGAUGGUGUGCAGAUGUGGUAUCCCAGGCAGUACCAGUGAGUGCAGAGAAUUUACUGGUAUGUUUCAAGGUCGGUAUCAUCUUUACUAUUUUGUGCUCAGUAAAGUUCAUGAGUUGUAUCAUAUUAAAAUGUAAGUGUACAAUUUUUUAUAAGAGAACUUAUGCUCCUAUCAUGUUUAAACUUGUAGUUUUAAUUAUAUUGUUUAUUUUAAAAGUACUGUAAUUCUCUACUUGUAAUUUGGUGCCUGUUAGAAAUUAAACUAUGAAAUAUACUUUUAAAACUAAAAUUAAUUGGUAGGCUUCUAAAAGUAAGCAUUCUUGUGCCAAUGGGUGUUCCUGAAAAUAUGAAAAUAUCACAAUAUCCCAUAAGUGCAAGUUAUUUGAUAACACUAUUUUCCUUAUUUUAAAGUAUGUUGUAAGUCAUUAAUAUGUUUUACUUUUAAUGAACUAAACUUCCAGUUGAAUAGAUCCUAUACUUUUGUAUUAAAUUAUAAGUUAAUUGAUUUAGAGAGGGUACUCUUCUUGUUUAUUACUGGUGCUCACACCUUGUAUUACUAUUAUUAUUAUUAUUAUUAUUAUUGGCUUGCAUGCACUAAUUGCUACUGUGGUGCUCAGUUGUACUGCCAUAACAAAGCUGGAGUGCAUUGUGUGGCAUGUGCUGUACAGGCAGUGGCAAGAUGGAAUGUCAGUGACACCUGAAGAUCAGCUGCCCACCAUUCCUGGCUCAUGACAGGUAUUGCAGCAGUAAUUAAACUGAAUGAAAUUAUUCUUUGUGCUGAUUAAAUUGCUCUUUAUGAGAGAGGAAUUCUUUCACACACAAGCGCGCACACACACACACACACACACACACACACACACACACACACACACACACACACACACACAAUGUGUAGCUCCUGUUCACCUAGCAGCAAAUAGGUAUGGGAUGUAACUCGAGGGGUUGUGGCCUCGCUUUCCCAGUGUGUGGAGUGUGUUGUGGUCUCAGUCCCACCUGAAGAUUGGUCUGUGAGCUCUGAACUUGCUCUGUAAUGGGGAAGGCUGGCUGGGUGACCAGCAGGUGAUGUUGGUGAACACACACACACACACAUGUCGAAAUUCAUUUCUUAUUUUAAAAAGGCAAAAUGUUGCACAACAUUCCUGGUAAAGAGAGCUCUUCAUGUCUUCAACAUCAUAAACCAUUCCAUGAUAGUUGAUUAUUUUUGUGGGGAUCAAAUGAAGCCAUAUCAGUACAGUGGAUGAAUGUGCCUGUUCUUCAUUCCAUUAUGUAACAUAGGAGGGUGUAAUUCUAUUCUUGAAUGAUGAGGUACAAGAAAUAAUAUCCCCACGUCACAUUAAGCGAACCUCAUAAGAUUUGAAAAUACUCUAUCACAUAUGAUUAUAUGAUGAAAUACUGAUAAGAAAGGGUUUUAACAAUAAUUGGCACAUGUGAUGCUAGAAGAUUCUCUUUUCUACCAGGAUUGGAAGUGCAACCAAGUGUUUAUUUCAUAAAAAUCAUAAAAUAUGCCAACUUACCAGAUGUUCUUUAAGGAACCAAAACACAAGUAAUCCUUUGGGAUAAUGUUGAAGUAUUUGCCAGAAAACUUAUUCCAUGUUACAAUACUUUUCACAAUACCUUUGGUUUGCAGUGAUAUUACUUACACCAUAUGAGAAUACAAGACAUUAUAAAACUUUCAUCUGCCUUGCCUUACCUUAAUUUUAUGUGGUAUUUAAAGAUACAUGUCAUUGACUGGCUGUUUAUGUGUGGAUCUGACCUGUGGAUUGUAAACUGAAUAUGGUUAUUGUAGUCAAGCCUUUAUUCAAAUGCUCAUAUAUGCAAUGUGUGUUAGACAGAUUGUGAUGAUAUAUGCAAGGAAAACAAUGGCUUUUGAAAAUACUUGAAGUUGUAUAAAAUGAAUUUUCAAGGAUAUCUAAAUUUCAUUCAGCACUAGAAUUAAAGAGAAAAAAAAAGUAGGUGGAACUAAAUGAAAUAUUGAAAAUGCAAGAGACAUGGCAAGAAAUCACGCUUUAAAGAUCAUGGCACUGAUGAAGAAAGGUUCUGACAUAAUAUGUAAAAAAAAAAAUGUAUAGAGCUUCAAAUGAUUGAUUAAGACACUUCAUGUUUAGAUUUGUCUUAGUUACUGCAGGAAAACCUAAUCCUGACCACUAAUUGAAAUUCUCAGGAUUGAUCAGUGUGAUUAAAAUUUUUUUAAACAAUUGUAAAAAAAAAAACAUUUCUCAUGCACCUAAUUUUUGGGGAACAAUUAAUACAUACUUUAUAUUGUAAUAUGUAUAAGUACUGUGUAUGUAUUAAUAUUGCCUGUGACAUUUACUUUAAUGCAAGAGAAAGUAUUACAGUAUUUCAUUUGAUAAGAUUCCAUUAUGAAUUUUUUAUUUAUUUAUUGGGUUUUUUUAGUUUAAACAAUUUCUGUCCCAGAGCAAAGAGCAACACAGGCUUGCUUGAAUCAGAUCACAUCCAGAUUUUUUUUUUUUUUUUUUUUUUUUUUUUUUACUUUGUGUGCAGAGUGCAAUCAUCCUUUAUUUUAUGUAGCAGUUAACUGCAGUGUAACUUAUGUGAAAAGUAUUUGCAGAGAAUUCCACUAUUUGCAUUAUUUUCUCAAAAGAUUUUUGCAGAAUCACAUGUUUUAAACCAGGCAAAAACAGAUAGGGCUCUUAGUAUGGUAGAGUACACACCACAGCCCUCAGAGAAAUAUUGUACCGUUGUACAUAUCCAACACAGCAGCAUGGCUGUAGGGAAGGGGAAAGAGAUAUAGGGGGAGGGAAUGUUAGUACCAAUGAUGGACAGUAUUAAGAUUAAACUGUUGCAUAACUAUGUAAAGUAUUUAGAAAAGGAAAUUAUGGACAGCUGCUGCUGCUUACAUUGUGUUUUCUUAUUUCUGAGGUUUACAUUAUUUCAUAUGAACUCAUUGGCAUGACAUUGACAUUAUAUUUACUUAAAACAUGAUGUGCACUCCUCAGAGGUUUACUGCUGGCUGGGCUGGAUUACUGACAGUCCAUUGUAUUAGAUCAUCACUGCUUUAAAGCAAUUUGUAUGAGAUGUGUUGUAGAUUAGUUGUUCUUCCUAUAUAAACUUUUAUAUUAUCACUUUUUUUUUUCAAAUAUACAUUCACAAUUAAAA